GUAUUUUGGAGCUUGCGUUUGAAUUGCAUUGCUGCAGGACAUUGAAAAUAAACCUUGCACUAACGCUGUGGGCACCCGCCCGGUUCUGUUUGAGUUUGGCAGAGCACACCUCCCCACGCCGCCUCCCGCUGCGGCCCGGCCCGGCCCCUCCCUCUUCGCCCCGGGGUUUUCCGGCUGCUGCUGCGUCUUCCUUAGAUUUGCUGCCUUAAGGGUUCCGGGCUGGGACGCGAUGUCUUUGCAAGGGGCGGUGGGGGCUGCGGAGUUGAUUUUCUAUGUGAAUGGGAGAAAGAUAAUAGAGAAAAAUGCCGAUCCUGAACAGAUGCUGCUGUUCUAUCUGCGAAAGAGACUCCGUCUUACAGGAACUAAGUAUGGCUGUGGAGGAGGUGGCUGUGGUGCCUGCACGGUGAUGAUAUCAACUUAUGAGCCAGCUUCAAAGAAGAUACGACACUACUCAGCAAAUGCAUGCUUGCUUCCCAUUUGUUCCUUGUAUGGUAUGGCAGUUACCACAGUGGAAGGUGUUGGAAGUACAAGAACCAGAAUUCAUCCAGUUCAGGAAAGGCUUGCCAAGUGCCAUGGCUCCCAGUGUGGUUUCUGUACCCCUGGAAUGGUGAUGUCCAUAUACAGUUUGUUAAGAAACCACCCAGAACCAACUUCAGAGCAGAUGACUGCAGCUCUGGCUGGGAACUUGUGCCGCUGUACUGGAUACAGACCCAUUCUAGAUGCCUGUAAAACCUUUUGUAAGGAUUCUGUUUGUUGUCGAAGUAAAGCAAAUGGAAGGUGUUGCUUGGAUCAAGAAGAGGAUUUAUUUGACAGAGAAGAGAAGGAAUCUGUUGGACUGUUUUCACCAGAUGAAUUCCAGCCCUUAGAUCCCACCCAAGAGUUUAUAUUUCCUCCAGAACUUAUGAGAAUGGCUGAAAAUCAACUGAAAAGGACUCUGGUUUUUCGUGGGGAGCGGAUGAUGUGGAUUGCUCCUGUAAGCUUAGAUGAAUUACAGGAUCUGAAAGCUGCCCACCCUGAAGCACCUCUUGUUGUUGGAAACACUGGCGUGGGACCUGAUAUGAAGUUUAGAGGUGUGUUCCAUCCAAUUGUCAUUGCUCCUGCCAGGAUCCCAGAUCUGAAUGUGGUGAAAUGCACAAGUGAUGGAUUAACUAUAGGAGCUGCCUGCAGCCUCUCUCUGAUGAAAGAUAUCUUGACAAAUGCAAUUUCGGAGUUACCUGAAGAGAAGACAAAGAUUUUCUAUGCAGUCUUGCAGCAGUUAAGAACACUGGGUGGAGAACAGAUAAGAAAUGUUGCUUCAUUAGGUGGAAACAUUAUAAGUCGAAAAUCAACCUCAGACUUGAAUCCUAUUCUGGCAGCUGGCAAUUGUAUGCUUAAUCUGGCUUCAAAAGGAGGAAAGAGAUCGAUUCCUUUGAGUGACAUUUUUGCAGAUGGAGUUGGUAACAAUACUAUUAUGCCAGAAGAGAUCUUAGUCUCUGUCCAUAUUCCCCAUUCUAGGAAGGGAGAGUACAUCUCUGCAUUCAGACAAGCACCAAGAAGAGAAAAUGCUCUUCCAAUAAUUAGUGCUGGAAUGAGAGUCCUUUUUGAAGAAGGUACAGACAAAAUUAAGGAUUUGAGCAUUUUCUAUGGAGGUGCUGCAUCGACAACUAUCUGUGCAAAGCAAACUUGUCAGACACUUAUUGGAAGAUACUGGAAUGAACAGAUGUUGGAUGAGGCUUCCAGGUUAAUCCUCAAUGAAAUAGUUCUCCCGGACUCAGCCUGGGAUGGGAAAGUAGAAUAUAAAAAGACUUUGAUAAUUAGUUUCUUCUACAAUUUUUUCUUGAAAAUAUUGCAGUCACUGAAGACAAUGGACCCUUGUCGCUAUCCUGGCAUCCCUAUGGAAUAUGAGAGUGUUCUAGAACACUUCCAAACCAAAAUGCCCCAGAGCAUCCAAAUAUACCAGGAUGUAGAGUUGAGUCAGUCUCCCCAGGAUCCUGUGGGGCGGCCUGUUAUGCACCAGUCUGGAAUUAAGCAUGCCACUGGUGAAGCAGUUUACAUCGACGAUAUUCCUUCUGUGGAUGGGGAGCUCUCCCUGGCUGUUGUCACUAGUUCCAGAGCUCAUGCUAAGAUUGUAUCUAUAGAUACCUCAGAGGCUCUGAAGGAACCAGGUGUGUUUGAUGUCAUAACAGCUAAUGAUGUACCAGCUACAAAUGAGUUUCACUUCUCUGAUGAUCCAGAGAUUAUAUUUGCAAGAAGCAAGGUAAUUUGUGUGGGUCAGAUUGUAUGUGCUGUAGCUGCAGAUUCUUAUGCUCAUGCCAAACAAGCUGCUGCAAAAGUGAAGAUAAAGUAUGAAGCGCUGGAACCUGUGAUUUUGACAAUUGAGGAUGCUGUAAAGCACAACUCAUUCUUUGAGCCAAAAAGAAAAUUAGAACAUGGAAACGUUGAUGAGGCGUUUGAAACUGUUGAUCAUAUACUUGAAGGGGAGAUUCACAUUGGGGGACAGGAGCACUUUUAUAUGGAGACUCAGAGUGUGCUUGCUAUUCCAAAAGGAGAGGAUAAAGAAAUGGAUGUGUUUGUUUCAACACAACAUCCUGCAUUUAUCCAGGAGAUGGUAGCUGCAAGUCUAGGUGUUCCAGCAAACAGGAUCAUGUGCCAUGUUAAACGAGUUGGUGGAGCUUUUGGUGGGAAACUCCUGAAAGCUGGUUUACUGGCAUCAGUUGCUUCAGUGGCAGCAAACAAAACCAACAGAGCAGUCCGUCUCAUUCUGAGCCGGGGAGAUGAUAUGUUAAUCACUGGUGGCCGACAUCCUUUCAUUGGCAAAUAUAAAGUUGGCUUCAUGAAUGAUGGUAGGAUCAGAGCUGUGGAUGCCAAGUACUACAUUAAUGGAGGAUGCACCCCUGAUGAAUCUGUCCUGGUAACAGAAAUAUCCAUAUUAAAAAUGGACAAUGCAUAUAAGAUUCCCAACUUGAGAUGCUGGGCUUAUGCUUGCAAAACAAACUUGCCAUCAAACACAGCAUUUCGAGGAUUUGGUUUUCCUCAGUCGGGACUGGUGACAGAAACUUGGAUAACAGGAAUUGCAGAGAAAACUGGUUUAUCUCCAGAAAAGGUUCGGGAAAUAAAUAUGUACAAGGAGGAUGAGCAAACACACUUCAAACAAAAGCUUGAUCCACAGAACUUAAAGCGUUGUUGGAAUGAAUGUUUGGAGAAAUCUGCAUACUACAGUAGGAAAACAGCUAUCGAGGAAUUUAACAAACAAAAUUACUGGAAGAAAAAAGGGAUUGCCAUUGUUCCAAUGAAGUUUCCAUUUGGGCUGGGCUCACGUUACCUUUCUCAGGCUGCUGCACUGGUUCAUAUUUAUACAGAUGGGUCUGUGCUUUUGACACAUGGUGGAAUUGAAUUGGGACAGGGUAUUCAUACAAAAAUGAUCCAGGUUGCUAGUCGGGAAUUAAACAUUCCAAUGUCAUAUAUUCACUUCUGUGAAACAAGCACAACAACUGUUCCUAAUGCGUGUGCUUCAGUGGGAUCUGCAGGGACAGAUGUCAACGGCAUGGCUGUGAAGAAUGCUUGCCAAACUCUUCUGAAACGCCUCCAGCCUAUCAUUAACAAGAACCCAAAAGGCAACUGGAAUGAUUGGAUUAAAGAAGCCUUUGAACAAAGUGUGAGUCUUUCAGCUACUGGCUACUUUAGAGGUUACGAUGCAGAUAUGGACUGGGAGAAAGGGGAAGGACAGCCAUUCACAUACUUUCUUUAUGGAGCUGCUUGUUCAGAGGUUGAAAUUAACUGUUUAACAGGAGAUCACAAGAACCUCAGAACAGACAUAGUUAUGGACAUUGGAUGCAGCAUAAAUCCAGCUGUGGAUAUAGGACAGAUUGAAGGUGCCUUUGUUCAAGGCAUUGGACUUUACACAAUGGAAGAAUUAAAGUACACUCCAGAAGGAGUCCUACGUACUCGAGGUCCAGAUCAGUAUAAGAUCCCUGCUGUUUGUGAUGUUCCAGAACAGUUUAAUGUUUCCCUGCUGUCAUCUUCCCAGAAUCCAUAUGCCAUCUAUUCAUCCAAGGGGUUAGGCGAGGCGGGAUUUUUCUUGGGAUGCUCUGUAUUCUUCGCAUUGAGGGAUGCAAUAAGUUCUGUGAGGAAUGAAAGAGGACUAAAAAAGACCAUUACACUGAACAGCCCUCUGACUGCUGAACAAAUACGAGCAGCCUGCACAGAUGACUUUACUAAGAUGGUAAUAGGAAGAUGACAAAUGAUGAAUCUACUUCCUCUACUUCUUGAGCCAGAGUGCACGAGACCUGAACGGAAUUUCAACUACUGAUUUCCUGCCCCGAAACACACUAAUCAACUCACAUAAAAUAAAGUAUUUUCUCAUUUUCAAAAUAGUAACAUAUAUAUUAAAAAAAAAAAAAAAAGCACAUAAUUAUAUAUUAAAAAAAAAGCACAUUACUCUUCUAUCAGUCUUCAUUCUCUGUCUGAUAUACUUACUACACCACUCGAGUUAUAACAUUUAGCUAUUAGAAAUACAUAUCCAAACAUACAUAUUCCACUAGAAGAGUCUGCUGAAUUGCUCUGUUGCAGAGCAGCCCCAGAAAGAUCAGUUAAUAUGCUGCAGGAGAAGAAAGUUAGGAUGUAUUAUAAAGGUAUGUUAGAUUCCUUCCUACCAUUUAUUACACUUAAGUACUUCAUAUGACGUGAUUUUUGAGAAACUUCAGCAAAUAUUCCUGAGAGUUAAGUCAUGCAGCGUGGGGUCUGUGCAGACAUCUUUGUUGAAAAAUUGUUUAUUAAAUUAAAUCUCUUUUUGAUAGCAAGUGAUGCUCUGAUUUGUAGCAAAGUCAGUCUAGAAAUGUCUUGGUACAGACAUCUUUGUGUUAAGAACAUACGGAAAACUACUGUUAUGAUUUUCUUUUGUUAUGCCAGGCAAAUUGGUAUGGCUGACCUAUACAGAUAGGAGAUUAAUUUUAUCCUCAAAGCUGGAAGAAUUACUUAGAUGUAGUUUCCCAUUAAGUCUUUUCCUAUGGCAUGGAGAGGUUCAAAAGCCUGUGAACUUAGUGGGAAAGUUCACAUGGGCUUCAGCUUUUAAAUAGGGGCCUGGAUGAAUCUGUCUCUGGAAAGGAUUCUUAAACAGUGCUUAAUCCUGUUCCCUGCAUUCUACUGUAGAGUUGUGAGAGUACAGUUAAGAGCUUUUCUUUCACAAUUGAGUGUUACUGUGAUUUAAAAAAAAAAAAAAAAAGAUAAAAACAAAAUAACAACAACAGAAAACAAUUUAAAAACAGCAAAAGAUAUCUGCAAAUAUUGAUCAUCUGUUGCUGCCUUGGCAGCAGACAAGUAGUAGCAGCUGGAGACUGGAAAAUAUAAAGCAGCGCUGUUUAGAAUGGUAACAGAAAUUCUGGUGUUAUUAAAUUUGAAGAAUGUAUUUAUUUGUAAUGUAAGACAAGAUUGAGAAAUUACAUAGGAUAUAUCAAAAUUAAUAUAUUAUGGAAGCUCCAGACACUGUUUCCUGAUUUCAACAUUAGAAUCUGUUGAAUUUUACUCAUGGAAAACUUCAGCCUUUCCUCUUAUCAAAGUGCAAACUUGAAAGUUCAAUUCUGAAUGUGUUCACAGGUGCCCAGAAAUAUCCAGAAGUCUGUGGUGUUUGGAUUUGGGGCUUUGAUGUAAGAUGCAUUACAGAAAAAUCGUUACUCUGUCAAUGUAUGUAUGUGUGUUACACAAAGUAACACCUGAAAAAAAAAUAGUAGGUUCUUUCCUGAAGUUGAACAGUCACACAUUCAACAUGUGAUUUCAGUGAACAUCUGCAUCAUCUAUUCCUUGCUGUGGUUUAUAAUGAAAAUCAGUGGCUCAGAUUAGUUGACACAUUAGUCUUAAGCCUCUCAUUUCAAUUCUUAGUUUACCACCAACUGUUUUCUCUUCUUCCCUUUCAAGCCUUUUAUGAGCUGGUAUUUUAUUUGUGAGGGAAGCCAUGUUAGCUGGUUGGACUUACUUUGUUUCAGCUAUUAAAAUUCAAAAUGUUUAUUGUUGCAAUUUGUGACUCUGUAAUCUCUGUGUGGGUGAAAUUCAUCUGCUUAAACUUAGGGAUCGAGUGCCGUUUUAGACGUGGUAAGACAGCAGAGACUCAGGAGAUCCUACAACUAGAAGAUAUGACAUUGUAACUGAAAGCUAAAAAGCUUAUAGUAGGUCAUCAGAAAGGACACUAGAAGUGUGUGUUAGGUGGCUGAAGCCUUGUUGGUUUGAACUUCUUUUUCUUCAUUUUUUCAUUGUACUUCUUUAGGUCUUACAUAUUUUAAGAAAAAUCAAUAAAAAAUCAAUAAAUGUA
Messenger RNA from Coturnix japonica (Japanese quail), 6280 nucleotides. RefSeq names its product aldehyde oxidase. The record is from RefSeq and is a predicted model, not a curated record. Gene Ontology annotation, molecular function: 2 iron, 2 sulfur cluster binding; NAD binding; iron ion binding. NCBI's taxonomy places the organism in Eukaryota, Metazoa, Chordata, Aves, Galliformes, Phasianidae.